CACAGCUCGUGAAGGAUGCAUUUGAGGCUCAGCGGGAAUUCUUGAGGAUUGCUUCCAAGUCGAAACAGCCUUCUCAGGAUCUCUUGAUGAAAUUGCUGACACCUACGUCCAAGAAGAUUCAGGAAGUUCAGCAGCUGCGCGAGGCUAACAGGGGCAAGGAGCAUUUCAACCAUCUGUCUGGUGUCGGCGAGUCCAUACCAGCUCUUGGCUGGGUGACAAUCACACCGACACCGUCCCCGUACGUAAAGGAAAUGGUCAACGCUGGGCAAUUCUUCACGAACCGUGUGGUCAAGGACUACAAGGAAAAGGAUGCGGAGCACGUGACAUGGACGAGAGCAUGGAUGCUGGCCCUCGGUGAACUGCAAGCCUACGUGAAGCAACAUUACACAACAGGCGUGACAUGGAAUCCCAAGGGCGUCGAUGCGGCAGCUGCAGGAGAGAAGCCAACCAUUGCACCGAAGCCGGGUGCUGGGGCUCCCUCUCCCCCACUCCCCCCGCCAGCAUCUGGUGCACCUCCCCCUCCCCCGCCACCAUCGAAACCUCUGUGGCAGGAUUCACCGGCACCCGAUGCUAGUGACAGCGCGAAGUCUGCCUUAUUUGCCGACCUCAAUAAGGGGCUGGGCAUCACUGCAGGGCUGAAGAAGGUGUCACCCGACAUGCAGACACACAAGAACACGGAACUCAGGGCUGGUCCCACUCCAUACAAGCCUGGUCCGACACCCUACAAGGCGGGGCGCAGCACGGAAGCAGCCAAGCCGGCCGUAGCUGCUCCUAUCAAACCACCUGUCUUCGAACUAGAGGGCAAGAAGUGGAUGAUCGAGAACCAGAAGGACAACAGCAACUUGGUGGUUGAUAAGACAGAGUUGAAGCAAGUCGUGUAUGUCUACAACUGUACUAAUUGUACUGUUCAAGUCAAGGGCAAAGUUAACUCCAUCACCCUUGAUAAGUGCAAAAAGGUGGGACUUGUGUUUGAGAACGCACUUUCAUCCGCUGAAGUUGUAAACUGUCAGAGGACCCAGCUACAGGUGACAGGAAAGGUGCCAACUAUCGUCAUCGAUAAGACGGACGGCGUGCAGAUCUAUCUUAGCAAAGAAUCGAUGGACGUUGAAAUUGUUUCUGCCAAGUCUUCUGAGAUGAACAUCAGCAUUCCCCAAGACGACGGAGAAUACAAUGAGUAUGCAAUCCCAGAACAGUACAAAACUAUAUGGAAUGGUAAGCAACUGGUGACAGGUACGGCUGAACAGACUGGGUAGAGGUCAUGUCAAUCACAUCAAGGCCGUUUUCAACAUGAACGAAGCUUUAUUGAGGCUAUGUUUGAAUUGGGUAACUGAAACCUGCUUAUCACAAGCUGCCUUGGCAAGGAUAUGAGCAUAAUUUUCGUUAAUGAAUAUAUCAAGCAAUUGAAAUUUUACGCAAUGAAGACCGGAAUUUACAUCAUGUGAUUUUUCAUGCUUUAUAAUGGGCAGUUAUAAUGUAAUGUGAUUAUAUUCACCUACGACAAAGGAUAACUGAACCGUCAAACGUAACUGAAAUGUUUGGCAGUGGAUAUAAUUUAGAAUUAUCGUGUGUUUAGCCGUGAUAUGUUAAAGAAUGAGGUCAGAGAAGGUUGGAAACAUGACUUGAGUUUGUAAAGCAGAAAACAGCUUCCAUUGCAUACAUGUUUUCAUAGAAUUGGCAUUCUCUGGCUGGUUGUUGGAAAGAGAAAUAUACCUUACCUAGGAGUAUUAAUUGUAGUAUAUUCAAAUAAACGGGAGAAAAUUCAGGCACGAUAUUGAUUUUGCUGAAUGCAGGUAUUGGUAUGUGUAUUUGUCCGCAUGUAAUACUGGGGAGCCGUGAUGAUCUUGUGUCAAGCUUUCAUGUUUCCGCGUAAAUUUCAAAAUAUUUAUUGUCCUUUUGUGUCCUGGGAUCUGUGGCUGCGGGGGUGUGCCAGUAUUAAUUCAUUUUCUUUAAGGGUAGCAAUGCACAGCAACCAGAAAUGAGCAUAUCUUUGCAGAGCGUUUACUGCUUGUCUAGCAGAAAAAAAUGAAUCCGGGGCCAAACCAUGAUCUCGGUUAUUGUGUCCGGUAUAAGCAACAGUGUGUGAAAACUGUGACGCAUUUCUGGAUGUCACUGGCUCAACGUGAUGUAUUGUGUAGUUCAAUUACGUAUCACGACCUAUUGUGAGGGCGCAUUUUGUAGGAAUAUUGUGAGGUAUGUACAGAGGAUUUUUCGAAUGUCAGUGUUAGGAAAGAGUGUUGUUAUAAAAGGCAAAUGGGAAAAUCCGCAGACAAACAGACUGGCGCAAUAACGUUAUGUUGGCACAAGGUCGUCAAAUACCAACCAGUUCCCUUGAUAGAUGUCAUACCUUUUAGGUGACAAAUAAUAAAUACGUAACUUCAAAUGAUAA
Messenger RNA from Priapulus caudatus, 2386 nucleotides. Its product is annotated as adenylyl cyclase-associated protein 1-like. Gene Ontology annotation, molecular function: adenylate cyclase binding; actin binding. Bases 87 to 1253 code for a protein of 388 amino acids. The record is from RefSeq and is a predicted model, not a curated record. Gene Ontology annotation, biological process: cell morphogenesis; cytoskeleton organization; regulation of adenylate cyclase activity. Gene Ontology annotation, cellular component: cytoplasm. The transcript is spliced from 10 exons. Lineage: Eukaryota; Metazoa; Priapulida; Priapulimorpha; Priapulimorphida; Priapulidae.